Messenger RNA from Ixodes scapularis (black-legged tick), 1686 nucleotides. RefSeq names its product myb/SANT-like DNA-binding domain-containing protein 3. NCBI's taxonomy places the organism in Eukaryota, Metazoa, Arthropoda, Arachnida, Ixodida, Ixodidae. The coding region runs from base 494 to 1402 and encodes 302 amino acids. The record is from RefSeq and is a predicted model, not a curated record. The transcript has 3 exons.
CGACUCCAAACUCGACUCGACUUGAGUGGAGUACGGACGCGCGACUCCACUCGAAGUGCCAUUCGUAUUCACAGACGCGAAUCGGCACUCACUCGAACUCGAGAUUCCGUUCUCCACUCCAACAAGCUUGAGGACGUCUGGGAGCGAGAUUAUAGCCAAAGGUUUUAUUUAAAACACCAUUUUUACGUGAAAAGUAAAUAUAUUCGUUCGUGUUAUCUAAAAACGUGUACCAUACAAACAUCGAAUUAGUGAACUACGAAGUUUUAUUAAGGCAGCGUAAAGUUUAGACGUGUUUGAGCGGCAAAACGGACAAAGUCGUUACCUUGUCUGGCAACAAGCGCAUUCGCUAGCUGCGUGUGUCGUUCUCUCGUCGACAGUCGUCUAUCUCACGGUUUGUCGAUUUCGUCUCGUUUUUUCUUGCUUUCGCCGCCCUUUGUCUACCGUGCAGCCCUGCUUCGUCGCCUCGCCGCCUCGCCGCCUCGCACGACAAAUCAUGGAGGACCCCAACGGCAACGACUCAGAAAUGGCCGAUACCGAAGAGCGGGCAGGGGCUCGUUUUAUUUAUACUGCGGAGGAGAAGGCGCUCCUCCAAGCGCUCGUAACGAAACAUGCGCGAGUUCUUGAAAACAAGAAGACAAAUAACUACUCGAAGGAGGCUAAACUUAAAGCUUGGGAGAAACUCAGCACCGAGUAUAACAGCCAGCCAAACGUCCGCCCACGAAGCGCUAAGCAACUCAAGAAGCGUUGGGAGAACGAAAAAUCCAGAUACAAAAAAACCAAGUCCGACGAGACGAGAGACAUCCACGCCGCGGGAGGUGGGCCACGAACAAGCCGGCCGAUGAGCCCCUCACUCAUUCUUGUGGGAGCGGCGGCAGACCACAUGGAGACAGUGGUGACAAAUCUCUGCGACAGCGACAGGGCAAGAGACCGGCCAGUGCUGUCGCUGCCUCCGGCUGCAAUGUUUGAAGCAAUGGUGCGAGGCACUGAAGGCAAUGACAAUCACGCCUGCUGGAACGACGUGCCAGAUGCUCCUGAUCCGUCCGCCUCACCUCUCCAAGACAGCAGCGUUGGAGCUGCUUGUGUGACUCCGCCGGCAAGGAGCAUUACCUGCCCCCGUGCUGAGCUGCCAAGCGGGGCAUCCAGAAGAACUGGAAACCGCAUCGCAGCACUGGAGCGGAUCAUGGCUCCCGAAAAAGAGGCCCGUGUAGACAUCCUCGAGAGGGAAGAUCGGCGGAAGGAGGCGCAACAUUUAAUGCAAAUGCGCAUACUCCGCAACAAGCUUUUUGAGCAGCGACGACGCGGACGGGCAGAGUUCCAGCUGCUCCAGCUGGAGAGAGAGAUAAAGGUGGAGCAGCUGGCAGCCCUGCGCUGCAAGCUACAAGGGUGUGGAAAUCACAAUUAAAUUUGGGUUCUUUCAGUUUAAAAGCAUUCCGAGGAUUUACUUAUUUAUUUUAUGUGCGCUACAUUGUAGUGAAACGAUAGAACCUAAUGUGUUUUGCAUAUUCGGAAGUUGAAUGAAACAGCACACUACAAUUGAAGGGAAGGGUAGGUCUUUCGUUAGCUCUGUGCUGGCCACAAGUCUUUCCCAGAAUAUGUUAGAUUGACCAAAUACGCGGAAUUGGAUUUGAAAAUCAAUUUAUUCGAGCGCUUACUACUGAAUUCGUGUCCAAGUAUUUGCACGAGUCA